CACGUGAGAUGUUAGGAUCGAUAACAAAGAGUACCAGUCCAAUCUCAGCACAGGAUCUGCAAUUACUCGUACUUUAAACGGCGGAGUGAGUGACGGCGGAGCCCUAGAAUCUCAAUUGGUUUUGCCGCUGUCGUUUUCCAACGUGCAGUUUUCGAAAUAAACAAACAAAACAUUGUCGAAAUCACCACAUGGCCUCGCUCCUUCAAAAAGCCGCAGUUAACUUUCUCUGACCACUUCUCAAUCCGGACGCCACAGCUGGCAAUUCAUCGAUUUCAUAUCUCAAAAUAAUCUUUAUUACUAUAUGUUAAAGUAUCAGCGCAUAAAUUGGCUGGAAUUGAAAGCAACAAGGGGGGGCAGACAUCUUCGGGUGAAUCUUUAUGGCAAAAGUUGAGAAGCUCGAAGAACUCGGUAAUGGCGCCUCCGAUCCUUUCAUUGGCUCUGCCAUCGGAAACGGGUCGAGUUCUCAGCAUUCAAUCUCACACUGUUCAGGGAUAUGUUGGCAAUAAAUCAGCUGUUUUCCCUCUUCAACUACUAGGCUAUGACGUGGAUCCAAUCAAUUCAGUGCAGUUCUCAAACCACACAGGAUACCCAACUUUUAAGGGGCAAGUUUUGAAUGGACAACAACUGUGGGAAUUAAUAGAAGGCCUUGAAGCGAAUGAUCUAUUAUUCUACACCCAUUUAUUGACUGGUUAUAUUGGUUCCGUCUCCUUUUUGAACACCAUUUUAGAAGUCGUCAGUAAGCUUCGGGCUGUCAAUCCCAAACUUACUUAUGUUUGUGAUCCAGUAAUGGGUGAUGAGGGAAAGCUUUAUGUCCCUCCAGAAUUGGUAGCAGUAUACCGUGAGAAGGUAGUCCCUGUUGCUUCAAUGUUGACUCCUAACCAGUUUGAAGCAGAACAGUUGACUGGGUUAAGAAUUGUGUCAGAAAAAGAUGGCCGGGAAGCCUGCAACAUUCUUCAUGCUGCUGGACCACCAAAGGUAGUGAUAACCAGCAUAAAUAUUGAUGACAAUCUUCUCCUUAUUGGCAGUCAUCAGAAAGAAAUGGGUAAGUCACCUGAACAAUUCAGGAUUGCGAUACCCAAAAUUCCUGCAUAUUUCACGGGAACAGGGGAUCUAAUGACUGCACUAUUACUUGGAUGGAGCAAUAAAUAUCCUGAUAAUCUUGACAAAGCAGCAGAGCUUGCUGUAUCAAGCUUGCAGGCACUUCUGCAGAGGACAUUGAGUGACUACAAAAUGGCGGGAUACGAUCCUGAAUCAAGCAGUUUGGAGAUUCGAUUAAUACAGAGCCAAGACGACAUUCGUCACCCACAGGUCAAAUACAUGGCUGAGAGAUACAGCUGAAUUGAGUGCUACAUUGAACAAUAGUAUCAAUCACAUACAUUCGUCACCCACAGGUCAAAUACAUGACCGAGAGAUACAUCUGAAUUGAGUGCUACAUUGAACAAUAGUAUCAAUCGCAUGUAUUCUUCAGACAUAAGUAUAUGCGUGGUCUUACUACUAGGUUGAAGUUACCAUGGGAGUAUGAUAUAAAACAUUAGUGUUUUUCUUCUUUUUUUCCUGUCUUUUCAUUUUGUUGUGAUGUUUACUAGACUAAGCAAAGACUACUUUAAAUAAAGGAAGCAUGCAAUUUCUUUCUUUCUUCUAUAAA
Rhododendron vialii is the source of this 1645-nucleotide messenger RNA. RefSeq names its product pyridoxal kinase. NCBI's taxonomy places the organism in Eukaryota, Viridiplantae, Streptophyta, Magnoliopsida, Ericales, Ericaceae. The transcript is spliced from 13 exons. The record is from RefSeq and is a predicted model, not a curated record. Gene Ontology annotation, molecular function: pyridoxal kinase activity. Gene Ontology annotation, cellular component: cytosol. Gene Ontology annotation, biological process: pyridoxal 5'-phosphate salvage. Bases 412 to 1338 code for a protein of 308 amino acids.